Rotaria sp. Silwood2 is the source of this 936-nucleotide messenger RNA. NCBI's taxonomy places the organism in Eukaryota, Metazoa, Rotifera, Eurotatoria, Philodinida, Philodinidae. The record is from the annotation of a GenBank genome assembly.
AUGGAAUUAAUUUAUAACGUUGCCACAUCACAUGGUGGUUAUUCGGUAUUUGCUGGUGUUGGUGAACGUACACGUGAAGGAAAUGAUUUAUAUCAUGAAAUGAUAACAACUAAAGUUAUUGAUCUUAAAGGUAAAGGUUCGAAAGUAUCACUUGUCUAUGGACAAAUGAAUGAACCACCCGGUGCUCGUGCUCGUGUUGCUUUAACGGGUUUGACAGUUGCUGAAAAUUUUCGUGAUAAAGAAGGAAAAGAUGUACUUCUUUUCAUUGAUAAUAUCUUUCGUUUUACACAAGCUGGUUCAGAAGUAUCAGCUUUAUUGGGUCGUAUUCCAUCAGCUGUCGGUUAUCAACCAACAUUAGCUACUGAUAUGGGUACUAUGCAAGAACGCAUUACAACAACGAAAAAAGGUUCAAUUACAUCUGUACAAGCUAUUUAUGUACCUGCAGAUGAUUUAACUGAUCCAGCUCCAGCUACAACAUUUGCCCAUUUGGAUGCAACAACUGUAUUAUCACGUGGUAUUGCUGAAUUAGGUAUCUAUCCAGCUGUCGAUCCAUUAGAUUCAACAUCACGUAUUCUUGAUCCAAAUAUUGUCGGUGAAGAACAUUAUUCAGUUGCACGUAGUAUUCAAAAAACACUCCAAGAUUAUAAAUCAUUACAAGAUAUUAUUGCUAUUUUGGGUAUGGAUGAAUUAUCUGAUGAUGAUAAAUUAACUGUAGCACGUGCACGUAAAAUUCAACGUUUUCUAUCGCAACCUUUUCAGGUCGCUGAAGUAUUUACUGGUACACCAGGUAAAUUAGUACCACUCAAAGAAACAAUCAAAGGAUUCAAAAUGGUAUUGAACGGUGAAUUAGAUCAUUUGCCCGAAGGAGCGUUCUAUAUGGUCGGUGGUAUUGAAGAUGUAUCAGCUCGUGCUGAAAAACUUGCUGCAGAACGUUAA